Messenger RNA from Entrophospora sp. SA101, 645 nucleotides. Lineage: Eukaryota; Fungi; Glomeromycota; Glomeromycetes; Entrophosporales; Entrophosporaceae. The record is from the annotation of a GenBank genome assembly.
AUGCAAUUUAUGGAUAUCGCAAUCACUUCAUUACAAUGCACACGUACAUUAAUACUAUUAUCCACGAAAACUUUCAAUAAAGAAUCUACCACAAAAGCUUCAGUUGAACUAAGUAACCGAUUUACCAAAGUUCUUAUACCAGAAGUUGUUUUGUUUUUAGAAUCAUCCAGAGAUUUGAUUGAAGAUAUCAAUGAUUCAAAAGUUGUUGAAGAAAAAUUAAAGGUUGUUGAAGAGGCAAUUAAAACAUUAUUAACAAUGAAUAAUGUAACAAAUGAAUCGCAUAAAUCGAUAAUACUAGCAAUUAUAUUGCCGACAUUAAUCCACUUAUUAGCAGACCCACCACUAGAUUGUUAUUUAUCCACUACCACCACUCCUCAACAAAAAUCAUUACCACCUUUGCACAUAUUAUCCAUGACAAACAUAUUAUCGUUGGCUACAUCACAAUCAACGUAUUUUAAAGAUGCUGUUAAUUUAUUAUCGCCAGAGCCUAAAUCAAAAUUAGAAGCAGCUAUAAGAUUUAAUGUUUUGUUACAACAAGAACAAAGAAAAUUACAUGAAGAACGCGAAAAAAAAAUUAAUGAUGAGGUUGGAUUGAGUAAAGGUCCCAGUAUUUCAUUGAAAAAUGAUUUUUCAGGAUUUUCUUAA